This is a messenger RNA of Striga asiatica, 1571 nucleotides long. Lineage: Eukaryota; Viridiplantae; Streptophyta; Magnoliopsida; Lamiales; Orobanchaceae. The record is from the annotation of a GenBank genome assembly.
CAUUCCUAGUACAAAAAUAGAAUCAAACGGUUGAUUCUAAUAACAAUAUCUAAUUUCACAAAAUGGACUUCCCAUUAUCAAAUCUCCUCAUUUUCCUUUUGCUUUUCUCAACCCGUGCCUCGCCGGAAUAUAUCCGUCCGAGUCCCCGGCCGCUUAUUUUCCAGCAACACGACCAGCCGGAAUCCGACCCCCAGCAGGUGCACGUCUCACUCGCCGGAAAGGACCAUAUACGAGUGUCGUGGAUCACUACCGACAAAAAAGUUCCGUCGGUGGUCGAUUACGGGACUUUGCCGGAGAAACUCGACGGCUCGGCUUCCGGCGAGAGCACUUCGUAUAGUUACUUCCUUUACCGUUCGGGUAAAAUUCACCACGUGAAAAUCGGGCCUUUGGAGCCGGGCACAAUUUAUUACUAUAGAUGUGGCGGUUAUGGCCCGGAGCUCAGCUUCCGGACGCCGCCGGCGGAUUUUCCGGUGGAAUUCGCUGUCGCCGGUGACCUUGGACAAACAGAAUGGACUCAAUCAACUUUAUCCCACAUCGGUGCUAGGGACUAUGAUGUUCUCCUUCUUCCAGGGGAUUUAUCCUAUGCGGACACACAACAGCCCUUAUGGGACUCAUUUGGGCGCCUGGUCGAGCCCUACGCCAGCGCUCGUCCGUGGAUGGUCACACAAGGGAACCACGAGAUCGAAAUUUUCCCCAUCAUUCACCCGCACGGCUUCAAGGCUUACAAUGCUAGGUGGUUGAUGCCCUAUCAUGAAAGCGGGUCCACGUCGAACCUCUACUACUCGUUCGACGUAGCACGGGCCCAUGUCAUCAUGCUCGGUUCUUACGCGGACUUCGAUUCAGAUUCAGAUCAGUACAAGUGGUUGCAGUCAGAUCUGGCGAGCAUCGAUAGGGCCAUCACGCCUUGGGUUUUGGUGCUAGUCCACGUGCCGUGGUACAAUUCGAAUUCCGCGCAUAAGGGAGAGGGUGAAGAUAUGAGGAAAGCCAUGGAGCGAAUGUUGUACGAUGCGCGUGUGGACGUGGUGUUUGCAGGGCAUGUUCAUGCGUACGAAAGAUUUGGAUUCGGUAAUAUGAUUCGCGUACGUAAAGUUUGUCUGAGAAUGUCGGUUAUUGAAUUUGUUUCGACGUUAGACCAGGGUGUACGACAACAAGGCGAACGAAUGUGGUCCGAUGCAUGUUACCAUUGGGGAUGGAGGAAACCGAGAAGGUUUGAGAGCCCUAGUCCUUCAAUAUCGGUUUACAAAGAAGCGAGCUUCGGGCACGGGCGACUGAGAGUAUUCAAUAGCACACAUGCUCAUUGGACGUGGCAUAGGAACGAAGACGACAUGAACUCGAUCGUAGCCGAUGAGAUUUGGUUAGAGAGAUUGGCCUCGUCAUCUGUUUGCAAGGAUGCUAGUAAGCCAGCGAAAAUUCCAAAUGAUGAAUUAUAAUGUACGUAUGAGAUUUUAUUAAUGUGGAAAAAGUUAGAAAAGUAUACACGACCAAGUUCAAAGUCUUGCAAUUUAUUUUACAGAAAGUGGUGUUAGUAAUCAUUUGUUUGUUAGCGAUUUUGAUGCUAAUUUAGAGUAUUG